Molecule: messenger RNA, 3592 nt
Organism: Myiozetetes cayanensis
Lineage: Eukaryota; Metazoa; Chordata; Aves; Passeriformes; Tyrannidae
Gene: TMLHE
Product: trimethyllysine hydroxylase, epsilon
Biological process (GO): carnitine biosynthetic process
Cellular component (GO): mitochondrion
Molecular function (GO): iron ion binding; trimethyllysine dioxygenase activity
Source: RefSeq, a predicted model, not a curated record
GCAGCAGCAGGAGGAGGAGGAAGGAGCAGGGAAGAGCCGGGAGCGGCAGUGGAGACCCUCGGGAGUCCCAUCCGUUCAGCACCGCAAGCCUCGCUCCAUCAGCCCCCAGCUCAGCCCCGCGCCCGCAGAGCCCCAGGAUGUGGUGGCGGAGGCUGGCGUGGCUGCUCCGGGGGAGCUCCGGGCGUGGGUGUCCGAGGAUCGUGGCGGCGAUGGCACGAGGGCACCACACGGCCCCGCAGCCCCUGCACUGUGCCUGGCAGCUGCACGGCGACCAUCUCGAGCUCCGGUAUGGGAGCACCCUGAUGCGCUUGGAUUUCGUGUGGCUGCGGGAUCACUGCCGCUCCGCCUCCUGCUACAACGCCAAGACCAACCAGCGCAGCCUGGACACGGCCAGCGUGGACCUGGCCAUCAGACCCCAGGCUGUGCGGGUGGACGAGAGCACGCUCUUCCUCACCUGGCCGGAUGGACACGUGACACGCUACGGGCUGGAGUGGCUGGUGAAGAACAGCUACGAGGGGCAGAAGAAGCAGGUGACACCCCGGAUCCUCUGGAAUGCAGAGAUCUACCGGCAAGCCCAGGUCCCCUCCGUUGACUGCCGGAGCUUCCUGGAGACAGACGAGGGCCUGAAGGAAUUCCUGCAGAACUUCUUGCUGUACGGGAUUGCUUUCGUGGAGAACGUCGCUCCCACCAAAGAGGACACGGAAAUCUUGGCAGAAAGGAUCAGCAUCAUCAGGGAGACCAUUUAUGGCAGGAUGUGGUACUUCACCUCUGACUUCUCCCGGGGAGACACAGCCUACACCAAACUGGCCCUGGACCGGCACACGGACACCACCUACUUCCAGGAGCCCUGUGGCAUCCAGGUGUUCCACUGCCUGAAGCACGAGGGCACGGGCGGGCGGACGCUGCUGGUGGACGGUUUCCACGCGGCGGAGCAGGUGCUGCGCCGGGCCCCGGAGCACUUCGAGCUGCUCAGCAGAGUGCCCCUCAAACACGAGUACGUGGAGAACGUGGGGGGCUGCCACAACCACAUGAUCGGCGUGGGGCCCGUGCUCAACGUGUACCCCUGGAACAACGAGCUCUACCUGAUCAGGUACAACAACUACGACCGCGCUGUCAUCAACACGGUGCCGCACGACGUGGUGCGCCGCUGGUACCACGCGCACCGCGCGCUCACCACCGAGCUCAGGCGGCCGGAGAACGAGCUGUGGGUCAAGCUGAAGCCAGGCAAGGCCCUGUUUGUGGAUAACUGGCGUGUCUUGCACGGCCGGGAAGCGUUCACGGGAUACCGGCAGCUCUGCGGCUGUUACCUGACCAGGGACGACGUCCUGAACACGGCCCGCCUGCUGGGGCUGCAGGCUUAGCCCAGCCCCUGGGAGGGGCAGGCAACCUCCAAUCCCACCUCUGGGAGGGACAGGCAGCCCCCCCUCCCAUCUGUGGGAGGGGCUGGCAUCCCCAAUCCCACCUCUGAGAGUGUCAGGCAGCCCCCAGUCCCACUCAUGGGAAGGGCAGGCAGCCCCCAGUGCCACCCCCGUGGUGGGACAGGAAUGCUGGUGCCCCUCCCUGUGCUCCGAGCUCUCCGUGCUGGUGCCUCCCCCUGACACAGACACUGCACAUACCUCAGACACCUCCACCCUCUCCAGGCAGCUCCCAGUGCCUGCUCAGGAGAGGGAGCAGGUGGAAGCCAAAGGUUUUGGGAGCUUUAUGGGACCGCACUCUGCCUUUGAGCACAGUCAGCUCUUGCUGUCUGUGCUCCCAGCCUGGCCUUUCCAGUGUGGCUCAGCUCUGGUUAAUCCUCACCUUAGGAAGUGCUCCUCCAAGCAAGUGCCUUCAGGAUUUGGAAGCUUUGCAUUGUUCCCUGUUCAGCCUUUUUUUUCAGCUGCCACUUUUAGGGGGUUUUUUAGCAGAACAGUGUGGAAAUCUUUGGGAUCUUCUCUUUGUCACUGAUCCAAGCCGUGCUGCCUGGAGAGAUCCUGGUGUACUCUGGGCAUUUCUGAGGAGAUGGAAAAGGGAAGCAGCAAGAUCUGCAUGUUGGGAAGCAGAGAUGACCAUGUUAGUGAGGGGUGGAAUUCCCACUUUUCCUUGACUUCCAGUACUGCCCUGCUGGUGUUCCCUCUGCCUGUUGUUUGUGUGGAGGGUGACACUCAGCAGCCACAGUAUUUGCUGACAAACUUCCCGCCGUGCCUUCUCUUCCAUCCUUUCUUAAGGAAUUUUGUGAGGUUUUAUCACAUUGCCUACUGCAAAAACUUUCAGGUAUGGUUUUUUACCCCAAAAUUUUCCUAUUCUAAAGGUACCAGAGCUCCCAGGAGAUGGGAGGGCUCUGGCACAUUGAAAGGCCACAGGGUAAGGAAACAAAAGCAAAUCCUUUUGUUACAGGAACGUUGGAAUUUCAGAACCAAGAGGGCAUUUUAGGAUUUGAUUAUUUUUCAUCCUUUUUGGGGUGUUCCCCCUGCCCUGCCCAGACCUCAGAGCAGGGCUGAGCCCCUCCUGGCUGUGCUGUGUGAGCUGCUCUGUGCCCACAGUGCAGGUGCUGAACUCGCUGCCCCCAUUUAAUCCAAACAUUGAAUGCACAGAUCCCAGUAUUUCCUCUUUGUAGGUUCUCCUUAGGUGCCAGUUCCACCUGCACAGCUGAGAGGGGAAGUUUCACAGCUCUCCAUUAAUCCUGUAGAAGCAGCAAACCCCAGCAGGACCUUGUGGUGUCCCUCACCCAUCCCAGCUCUGUGUUCAGAGAUGCUUCCACCCUGUGCUGCUGCUGAGGGAAGAGUUGGUGCCCAAAACAGUCUGUUGUAAAAAGGAGGGGGAAAAGGGCUCUUGAUCAGUAUUUGGAACCCUCCUUAAAUUCUUUGAGGGUUCCUGAGUUAUUUUCCUCCCUGUGCCCCCGGGAUCUGAGGGAAACACGGGGGUACCGUGGGACCUUCCCUUGGAGAGAUCAGCUUCACCUUCCCCUGCUCAGAACUCCGUGUUUAUCAGCUGCAGGCUGGAAAUCUGCUGGAAAUCUCUUUCUACUCCAUAGCACGAGGGAGACCCCACCAAAGGGUCCUGACCACGCUGUCGUGACAGAGGUGCCUUUGUGACAAGGAAUGUGGUGCCUUGGGGUGGGCUCUGCAGACACCAACCCCUUAUCAACCAGCCCCAAGCCAACCCCCUCCUCAGCAGGACUGUGUGACCCAUUUGGGGGAAAACUGUCCCCAGUGAAUGUAGAAGAAACACAAUUCCUCAUAUUUCAAAUCCUUUCCCCACCCCGUGAUAAACAGGGAGUGGGGAGAGCUGCGUUUCCAUCUGCUUUCACCAUCCCCCCACCUCCCAAGAGGGCUUAAAUUCUUCCUGGGCAGCUUGGGAGCAUCCAGAAGUUCUGUGAAGGAGCAGGAGCUGGGGGCAGGUGCCACCUGUCCCCUCCAGGUGUUUGCUGGGCUGCCGUGACAGCGGGUCAGGCUUUGUGAUCUCGCUUUUCCACUUCCUUCAGCCAAUAACUGAAUUGCUUUCUCCUCCUUCCCAGCGCUCUGGGGAUCCAAUGGAUGCGUUUAAUCAGACUUUUUCAAAACUAAGAAAUCGAGUCUUCGAAUAAAUCAUUUAUAAAAUCGUCAGCUUAACAAAA